Messenger RNA from Mangifera indica (mango), 1436 nucleotides. RefSeq lists its product as uncharacterized. The record is from RefSeq and is a predicted model, not a curated record. The coding region runs from base 50 to 1210 and encodes 386 amino acids. The transcript has a single exon. Lineage: Eukaryota; Viridiplantae; Streptophyta; Magnoliopsida; Sapindales; Anacardiaceae.
UCAUGCCCUACUGAUUUGAGUCUUUCUUUCGAAACUCAACCUUUGCCUCAUGAUAAUUAAUAUAAGGCUUCAAACUCCAAGUUUCACAACUCACACACAGAAUAAACAAAGAGAGAUGUCCCAACAACACCACAGGAAUUCUUCCUUCACAGCUUGUUUCUUCCUUCCCACAAACGCCGACGAACAUCCGUCUGCGCCACCGCCUCCUCCGCCACCUCCUCCAAUCUCCGGUAAGUUAAACCUCACAACUUGUCUUUACAAUACAAACCUCGGUGUCUUCUCCCUCACAUGGUCAAAAACAUUCCUUGGUCAUUCUCUUCAUCUCAAUCUUCACCCUUACGACUUCACGAGCUCUCCUCUUUCUGAUCCUUCAGCUCUUUCUUUUCAUCUCCAUAUCAAGCCCUUUAUUUUCUGGAAGAAACAUGGGUCAAAAAAUCUCGUCAAUAACGCUUCUGUAAUCCAAAUCUUUUGGGACCUCUCCCGAGCUAGAUUCGGAUCCGGACCCGAACCUCAAUCGGGGUUCUUCAUCGCUGUUGUUGUCGAUCGAGAAAUCGCCCUGCUUGUUGGCGAUUCAACCAAAGAAGCUUGUGCGAAAACCAAAGCUGAGAAGAAGCCCCAGAAAGCAUCUCAAGUUGUUCUGAGAAGAGAGCAUGUUUUUGGCAACAACAAAGUGUACAACACAAGAGUCGAAUUUGGAGGCAAAAGGAGGCAGAUUUCGAUAGAUUGUAGUGUGAACAGCGACGCUAAGUUGACUUUUAGCGUUGAUGACAAAAGGGUUUUGCAGAUAAAGAGAUUGAAGUGGAAAUUUAGAGGAAAUGAGAGGAUUGAAGUUGAUGGAGUGCCAAUACAAGUGUCAUGGGACGUUUAUAAUUGGCUUUUUGAAGACAUGAACGGCCGUGCAGUUUUCAUGUUCAAGUUCGAAAAUCUCAACAAUCGAGAAGAAGAAAAACAACAGAACGAAGAAGUAAACAGUGGCCAUUCUUUGCAACAGGGUUCUGGUUUCGGUAUGAGUGGAAUUGAAUGGAGAAAAAUGAGGAAAAGUUUGAUGAGAACGGCCAGGAGCUCAUCAUCGUCUUCCAUUUCAAUGUCAUCAGCUUCUUCUUCUGGGUGCAGUUCUUCUGUAAUGGAAUGGGCUGCUAGCACAGAAGAUAAUGAAUUCAGCUCUGGACCUAAUGGCUUCUUGCUGCUGAUUUACGUCUGGAAAAAAUGAAAUCAAGCUUUCUGUUCUUGGUAAUCUUCAGCUAUCUCACUAAUUUCUACUAACCCAUUUGUUCUUGAACAUAUAAUCAAAUAGAAUAAAAAUGUUGAAUUGAAUCAAAAUAUAGAGAGAAAGAGAGAGAUGGAUAUGUAUACUUUAUUUCGGAUUUGAUACAAUUUCUUUUCAAUUUUCAAUUGUUUACUGAUUAUAUGAAUUCAAAUGGAAGCCAUUAUUGUUA